Messenger RNA from Impatiens glandulifera, 879 nucleotides. RefSeq names its product transcription factor RAX2-like. The transcript is spliced from 3 exons. The record is from RefSeq and is a predicted model, not a curated record. Bases 13 to 876 code for a protein of 287 amino acids. NCBI's taxonomy places the organism in Eukaryota, Viridiplantae, Streptophyta, Magnoliopsida, Ericales, Balsaminaceae.
AAAGAAAGAAAGAUGGGGAGAGCUCCUUGCUGCGACAAAGCAAAUGUAAAGAAAGGGCCAUGGUCUCCUGAAGAGGACUCCAAGCUUAAAGAUUACAUGAACAAACAUGGAACUGCGGGGAAUUGGAUCUCACUUCCUCAAAAAGCAGAUCUAAGAAGAUGUGGAAAAAGUUGCAGACUUAGAUGGCUUAAUUAUCUCAGACCAAACAUUAAACAUGGAGAAUUCACUGAAGAAGAAGACAAGAUUAUAUGCUCCCUUUUUACUAAGAUUGGAAGCAGGUGGUCAAUAAUAGCAGCUCAAUUACCUGGAAGAACAGACAACGAUGUUAAGAACUACUGGAAUACAAAGUUAAACAAGAAAUUGAUGAGAACUCUAGCAAUACCAACACCAAAUUAUCAUCCUCCUUCCAUGUUCCAAACCAUAUCAAAUCACCCAUUUGCCACUAACCCUAACUCAUCACCUAUGAUCACCACUGGUUUUGAUCAUCAUCAUCAUCUUCAAUCCAAUAUUUCAGAUGAGCUUGCAAAUCUAUUCCAUGGAAGCUAUGUGGGUCAAAAAGAUCGAUUUCUUACUUUUGGAGGGGAAGCCAGUACUAGCAGUUCCUCUAAUGGAAGUUCUAGCAAUAUUCAGAUGAGUAGUCUUGGAUUGGAAUCAAUUGAUGAUCAAAUAAUUACUGGAUUGGGAGUUGAGUAUUAUGGUGAGAUUGCUCGAUAUUUGAAUGAAGAUUAUAUUCAUCAGAAUUAUGAACAAACACAUAAUUAUAGCAGCCUGGAGGAGAUUAAGCAGCUCAUUAAUAGCACCAAUUUAUGUAACAACAACAACAGUUCCUUUGUUGACAAAAUCAAGGCCGAGGAAAAAGAAUUCAUGUACUACUAAGGA